Messenger RNA from Astyanax mexicanus (Mexican tetra), 1308 nucleotides. RefSeq names its product akirin 1 (gene akirin1). Gene Ontology annotation, molecular function: transcription coregulator activity. Gene Ontology annotation, biological process: positive regulation of macrophage chemotaxis; positive regulation of myoblast differentiation; positive regulation of lamellipodium assembly. Gene Ontology annotation, cellular component: nucleus; chromatin. NCBI's taxonomy places the organism in Eukaryota, Metazoa, Chordata, Actinopteri, Characiformes, Acestrorhamphidae. The coding region runs from base 214 to 786 and encodes 190 amino acids. The record is from RefSeq and is a predicted model, not a curated record. The transcript is spliced from 5 exons.
GAAAAUACAAACCGGUGCGAGUAGGAGGGGGAGCUGAGUGAGAGCGAGCUGAUAAAGAAAGCGGAGAGAGAGAGAAAGGGGGAAAGGAGAACGGGCGCUCGGCUUUGUUUGUAUAGAGAUAAAUAGCGACGUAGUCACCCAUCGACAGCGUGGGGGAUUUUAGGAAGUCCUGGUCUGCUCGUGGCUUGUUUUUGUUUUAUUAGCUCAGUAAUCAUGGCCUGCGGAGCGACGUUAAAGCGGUCUAUGGAGUUUGAGGCCCUGCUCAGCCCUCAGUCUCCCAAGCGGCGGAGGUGCAACCCGCUGCCGGGCAGCCCGGCCGCUCCGUCCCCGCAGAGAUGCAGCCUUAGGCCGCCUACAGAGACCCCGCCGAACCCGGUGUCACCCCAGCCCAUGGGAGGAGAGCACAGGUUAACCCCAGAGCAGAUCUUCCAGAACAUCCGGCAGGAGUACAGCCGCUACCAAAGGCGGCGGCAACUGGAGGGGGCCUUCAACCAGACGGAGGCGGCAUGCGGCUCUGCUGAGGGCUCCAGCCCCUGCCCUGUCAUCUCCUCCCCCAGCUCACCCUCAGGUGCCUCGUCAUUGAAGAAGGACCAGCCCACGUUUACGCUGCGGCAGGUGGGCUACCUCUGUGAGCGCCUCCUCAAAGACCACGAAGAGAAAAUCCGUGAGGAGUACGAGCAGAUCUUGAACACAAAACUGGCAGAACAAUACGAGUCAUUUGUGAAAUUCACACAAGACCAGAUAAUGCGGCGGUAUGGAGCCAGGCCCGCCAGCUAUGUAUCUUGAAGAACCUCAUGGAUGGGUACCAGCCAGCCCUCACCGUCGCGGUUGCUGCUGCAGUACCACCACCAUCCUACACCUGACCCCCCUCCUUCCCCCUUUUUAAAAAGUGCUCGGGUGCCAUGGGUUAUCCACAUUUACUUCCCCACGUAAUUCUGUACUCUCGCUGAAGGCCCAGCUACGACUGAGUAAAAUAAGAAUAAGAUCCGUUUGGGUAAAUCUGUUUUUUUUUUUUUUUUUUUUUUGAAAAACUAAACGCAGCAGCUGAUUGUGGGACUGCGCGCCGCUGUAGAAAAGCUCGGCUAACGUCUGAAUGUUUCUGUAUAAUCUACCCUGUCAAUGGGCUGCAGCAGCAGUAACGGACUCUGCCUCUCUCUCUCUCUUUUCUCUCUUUCUUUUCUCUCUCUCUUUUUAUCUAUACUUUGUUUCCAAACUCUUUACCUGAGGAAUGUGGAUCUUAUUAUUUUUUUCUCUUCUUUUUCUUUUUUGACAAUAAAGGAUCUGUGAUAAGCCAGUGGUCUUCUCAGA